Molecule: messenger RNA, 2304 nt
Organism: Theobroma umbraticum
Lineage: Eukaryota; Viridiplantae; Streptophyta; Magnoliopsida; Malvales; Malvaceae
Source: RefSeq, a predicted model, not a curated record
AUGUUAAAAGCAAUCGAACCAACUCCCAAAGAUUAUCCCUCAAGAUCUAACAGGAAAAGGCAUGGGAAACACCGAUCUGAACCAGAUGAUGAAGAACCGAAAACCAAUGAGGAACACCCUGAUUCAGCUCCAAGCAAACAACCAAGGAAAAGAAGGAGAAACCCAAGACGGAAAAGGUAUCAACCGCCAUUUUCAUCGAACGAUCCUGCCGUACGGACGGCAAUGUACGUAGCCAUGGCCCAUGCAGGGCUUGCUUUAACACUGGCUCUCCUCUUCGGCCUCAGCAAGCUCCUGCAGAACUACUGGCGCCCCAUCCAAUGGGCCAUUCUUUGUUCCAUGCCUUUACGUGGGCUCCAAACCCUGAUAGUUUCCUUCUGGUCGCACCCUCUUAGUCUCGGCCUUUUCGAAACCCUGAUCGCCAUCCCCAUUGCCAUUCUACGCGCCACCACCGCCUCCCUCCUCGACUCGCAUGCGGCCCUCCUCCGCCUAUUCAGCUGCCGCUCCUCUCCUAGGCCGGCUGGUCGCCGGCGGACACGUGUUGGUUUCUAUAAGCUCAUGCAAUGGCUUGUCUCUUUUGGCCUUUUUGUUCUUGUUUAUGAGAGAAUAGGGUUUUUCUCUAUUCCAGCUGUUACAGUCCCUUGCUUUGUAGCCUACACAAAUGGUUUUGCAGUUAUAAUUAGGCCUGGCCUUGCAACAACUCUCUCAAGGAUUUCAUCUGCUCGACAAAACAGAAAAAAAUUUCAUAAGAAUAGAAGUUUCUCAUUCUUUUGCAAGGGAGGUCAAUAUAUAACUUCAAUGAUGUUUAAGAGAUUGAAUACAAUGGUUGGGAUUGGUCUUAUUUUGUUUAUGAUUGUAGGGUCUAUAUUAGGAUUUCUUUUCUUCUCUUAUAAAAUUGCAAUUGAAGGGAAAGAAGCAGUCAUUUCUUUGAAGAUUCAUUUGGAAGAGAAUAAUUAUGGUGAGAUAAUUGGGAUUAGUAAAUGGAUGGAUGAGAAUCAAGUCCCUGAAUUAAUUGAUAGCUACAUGUCCAAGUUUUAUGAAACUUUGUCACAAAAUAUUGAUUCUUGGGCUGUUUAUUACAAUGUGACAGAGGUUGUUGAUGGUUUCAAGCAGUAUUUUGUGCAAAGCUCGGUAGUUUCUUGCAUUCCUGAUGAAAAAGUUGGCUUCCGGAGGCCAGUGUAUGAAACCCUUUAUAGCCUUCAAUCAAAGGUGAGGAAUGGAGAGUGGAAAGUGAUUUAUAGGGAUAUUAAUGGUGAGUUUAGGAAAUUCAUGUCUCUGAUCGCUAAUGAGGAUUUGUUGGAGAAGAUCAAAGCAUUUCUUCUUCAGAGUUUGGAUGUCUCGAAAAAGGUACUUUUUAGCUGUUCGAUGGUGUUAGCUAGAGGUGCAAAUCUGUUGUUCUUUGUGGCCAUACUGAUUGUUUCAGGAGCAGCAGGAUUGGUGAAUUUUAUAUUUGAAUUGAUGGUGUUUUUGUGGCUUUUGUAUUAUCUGAUCACUUCAGAUUCUGGAGGAGUUAUGGACCAUGUUUUAGGGAUGUUGCCAGUUUCAAGAUCCACCAGGAAUCGAUGUGCCCAAGUUCUUGAUCAUGCUGUUAGCAGUGUAUUGCUAGCUACCGCCAAGGUCACAUUGUUCCAGGGCUGUUUUACAUAUCUUCUGUUCAGAUUCUACCGCAUUCAUUUCCUUUACAUGUCCACAUUUCUAGCUCUUUUAAGCGCUCUUUUACCUAUAACUCCAGCUUGGAUUUCAUCGAUCCCGGCAGCACUCCAGUUAGCCAUGGAAUCAAGAUACAUUGAAGCUAUUCUACUGACAGCAGUUCAUGUGAUACUAUUGGAUUAUGGGACUAUGGCUAUCCAAGAUGAGAUUCCAGGACAUAAUACUUACUUGACAUGUCUUAGCAUAUUUGGUGGCAUUGCCUUUUUCCCCUCUAUAUUGGAAGGAGCAAUUAUGGGUCCUCUAGUGAUGACUGUGAUCAUUGCUUUGAAGAAUCUUUAUGUCGAAUUUGUUCUUGCUUUUGCUGCACUGGUUUCCAACUCAGAUCGAGUUUUUGAUUUUUUCACCCAUCUUCUUAUUUUCAAUGGGGGAACUUUCAAGUUCAGGGGACCUUGGUUUCCUAGCUUGGACUUCGUUCUCACUAGCGACCCCAUGAAUGUGAACCGCAUCUUGUGCAGAAACUAUGAUAACUAUGAGAAAGGUGCAGAGUUCAGGGAGAUUUUCGAGCCAUUCGGAGAAGGAAUUGUCACUUCGGAUUCACAUGUAUGGAGAAACCAAAGGAGGGUAUUGCAAUCAUUCACCAAGAAUAACAAGAAGUAG